AUGACCAAGAAAGAGGUGUUUAGCACUGCUUCCACUCACGAGCCUUCGUCUGGAAAAGCAGCAAAUGUGAGCAGAACAGUUGUGGGAAAAGUAGAAACGCAGUUUGGGACUCUCACGCCUAUCACAUACUCGGUUCAGGAGGAUGACGGAGAGAACCUGUUCCUGCUCAGUCGAAUCUCAGGGGAGUUCCUAUUAUCCCGCAGCCUGGAUUUCGAAACACAAAGAUACUAUAUUCUCACAGUGGCGCUGCAGCAGGGGGAUUCGCAGGUAUCCAGUGUCAGGGUUUACUUCAAUGUGCUGGAUGUGAACGACAACCCCCCUGUUUUCAGCCAGCAUGCCUUUUCUGCAUGGCUGCUGGAGGACACAGAGGUUGGCACAUGCUUCCUGUGGUUGAAUGUUUCUGAUAAGGAUGAUGGUGACAACGGAGAACUGAAGCUGAGAGUAGUCAGUGGUGAUGAAGAGGAAGUGUUCUUCAUCCACUCAACUGGUAAUUUGUGCCUGAACAAAGAGUUAGACAGAGAGAGACGAUCCUCCUACAACCUGACCGUGACGGCCAGCGACUGCGUCCAGCCGGCGUCUUCGCAGCUCACCAGCACAGCUCACGUCGUGGUGGUUGUCGAAGAUGCCAACGACAACGCUCCAGUGUUUGUGUCACCCAAAAGUGUUAAUAUCCCAGAGGACACCCCGCUUCGUUCUGUUAUAAUGACUGUACAUGCUGAGGAUUCAGACGCUGGAUUCAACGGGAAGCUUUUGUAUGAUUUAAGCAACACAUCUGGUGGGAUGUUCAGCAUCGAUAACAGAAGUGGAGAAAUAUACCUGGAGGAGAUGUUAGACAGAGAAGAGGUAGAUACGCUGAUUAUCACUGUAACAGCCACAGAUGGAGGCUCGCCCCAAAUGGCGACCGCAAUGAAUCUCACCGUGCAUGUUGAAGAUGCAAAUGAUCAUAGUCCUGAGUUUUUACAAAGUGAUUACAGCCUGACGGUCAGAGAGGACAUCCCCAGAGGAACGAGCCUGUUUCAUGUUCAGGCUUGUGAUCAGGAUAUUGGGCCGAAUGGACUAGUGCGUUAUACGAUUACCCAGGUGACUCCGUUCGUUGUGGACACAGUUCGAGGUGUUGUCACAGUCAUGGGUCGACUGGACCGAGAAAUCGACCCAAACUACACCUUCAUCAUAACUGCUGUAGAUCAGGGAAACAUGCCCAGAUCUGCAACUGCUGCUGUCAGUGUCACAGUGUUGGAUGUCAAUGACUUUGCCCCCCAGUUUUCUCCAGAAACACUCAUCAUACACAUCAAAGAGAACGAAGAGGAUCCAUCUGAGCGAACACGUCAGGUGCUACUGGGUCUCGGUACUCUGACUGUACAUGUCAUAGUGGAGGAUGUCAAUGAUAAUCAUCCAGAGUUCACUGAGGACGUCUACAACACCAUUGUGCCUGAGGACAGUCCUAUCGGCACUGUGUUCGCCAUGAUAACCGCGUCCGACAUUGAUGAGGGUGUCAAUGGGGAAAUAAGGUAA
This is a messenger RNA of Stegastes partitus (bicolor damselfish), 1512 nucleotides long. Lineage: Eukaryota; Metazoa; Chordata; Actinopteri; Pomacentridae. The record is from RefSeq and is a predicted model, not a curated record.